Messenger RNA from Scheffersomyces amazonensis, 2333 nucleotides. RefSeq names its product Tco89p (gene TCO89). The record is from RefSeq and is a predicted model, not a curated record. Gene Ontology annotation, biological process: TOR signaling. Gene Ontology annotation, cellular component: fungal-type vacuole membrane; TORC1 complex. NCBI's taxonomy places the organism in Eukaryota, Fungi, Ascomycota, Pichiomycetes, Serinales, Debaryomycetaceae. Bases 98 to 2266 code for a protein of 722 amino acids. The transcript has 2 exons.
CAAAUGAUGAAAUAUAAGUCCAUGUAAAGGUAGUACGGCUCAGCUGAUAUAAAAGUCUACUAACUACCAAACUUUUCUUAUAAAUGAGUCAGUAGUCAUGUCGGCUAAUACUAACUCGACAACGACUACCCCGCAGUUAGAUGCUGGCAGGGAUAGAGUGGCAGUACUUCAGCAUGAGAAUCCUUCAUUAUCAUCUCAAGGUAUGUCAUUAUCGCGAACUCCUACUAAUGGUUCAACUCCAGGAGCUCCUAUUAAGAAACAACAUCUGAAAGUUAAAAUACAUAGUCGAUCGAAUUCUCAUAUGAAAUUAUCCACAUCUACGGGUCCAAAUAAAGGAGCUCGACCUCACUUGAAUCGUUCUAAAUCAACUGAUGUUUUAAUUAGAACUAAACUGGGUACUGUUUUAAAAAGAAAUAAUCGUUCAUUUACUAAACUUGCAGGUUUACAACCUCUUACUAAAACUGUAUCUAAUCCAACCAUUCGUUCUAAUAAAUCUACUGGAUCUUUAAAGAAUAUGGGAGGAGCAUUAUUAACAUCCAAUAAUCAACAUUUAGUAGGAUUAAAAACAAGUGGGAAGAAAGAAAAAGCUAUAUUACGAUUGAAUGAUGAUGAAUUAAAUAAUGAAGAAUAUGAAGAUGUAGCAGAAGAUGAAGCCAUAGAUCCUGUACCUGAGAAAUUCAAUUUACAUUCUAAUUCAAGUACAUCCAUUAAUGAUAGUGAUAGUAAUGUCGAUCAUAAUUCUACUCAAAUUCAUCCUCCAUCUGAAAAUUUAACUGAUAAUUCAACCAAUGAUAUCAAUCUUAUAGAUCAUGAUCAUAAUAACAACAACAACAAUAACAACAAUAAUAAUAACAAUAAUAAUAAUAAUAAUAAGAAUAUGAAUAAUCAUAAUAAUCAUAAUAAUCAUAAUAAUCAUAAUAAUCUUCAUGUUGUAUCAUCCAAUCGAAGUUCAACUGAGAAUUUAGUAAAUUCCAAUAAUCUAUAUAGUGGAUCAUUAUUAUUAUCUCAAUCAACAGGAUUGAUUAAGAAAUUAGAUCCUAAGGGUUCAAACAUGUUAUUAAAUCAAAAAUUAAAGUCUGGAGAUACUGUUAUUACUCAUAGUAAAAUUGAUUCAUCAGUAGAUUCUGAAUCAAUUAGUGGAAUAUCAUUUAAUGCUCAUGGUCAUGAAGAUCAUAAUUUGGCAUUACCAGUUACAACUGCAAACAAUGUAGUACCUAGUAAUUCUUAUCAACCAAAUCAAACUAUUUUUAAUAAUUUACAAAGAACUACGAAUCAAUAUCUUAACUCUAAAAAAGUCCAUUCAGAAGGUAAUAGAUCUACUAGUAAUUCUAUUAAUAAUAAUAAUAAUUUUUCAAAUUUCUUGGCUAAUAAUCAAUUAUCAACUUCAUCAAAUGAUUCUAAUGCUCAAAAUAUAGAAACUAGAACUCAACAAAGAUUAUGGUUACAACGAGAAAAUUCAUUAAUGGAUGUUUCAAAUAUUGAUCCAUCUAAAUUAUCUAAUUUUUCUAAUUUAUCAUUAAGUAAUCUUAUGUUUGCUAAUUAUCAAAAUCAAUCAGCACCUCCUUUAACUCCAGGUAUUACUGGAGGUCCAACUUUAACUCAAACUACUAGUACAACUGCAUUAACAACUCCACCAAUAAAUUCUAAUGGAGAUAGUACUACCAAUAUUAAUGGAUUAUUAAUGAUGGUUCAAAAUAGUACUUAUCAAACAUCUAUUCAAUCUAGAACUGAAUUCGAAAGAUUAAAUAGAGAAUAUUUAAAUGUUAGAAGACAUUUGAAUCCCGUCGGUGAAUGUUUAAGUAGAUUAGAGACAUUAUUGCAGAGUAAGAAAGAUUUAAAAAUAGUUAAAACAAGACAAAAUAAUUCUUCACCACUGACUAUAUCAGUGCAUCAGAAAUCUACUAAUUCAUUCAAGGAGUUUGCACCUUCCUAUCAGGAAAAGGAAAAUGAAACCAACGUUAAGUUGAAUAAAUUAUGGCAAGAGGCUAUAUUAACUACUCUGUCGAAUGGUAGUCAUAGGCUGGGGUCAGGACAGGGUGUCAAUCAGUUACAAAGACCGUCUAGUGGUAGAAUGAAUAGUUUGAAUCAGACACAGAAUCCACAACCGACAACCCGAGCUGUGAAAUUGGCAGCUGCCCAGGCACAAGCUCAGGCCCAUGCUCAAGCACAGGCACAAGCACAAGCCCAAGCACAAGCACAGGCACAGGCACAAGCACAGGCACAGGCACAAGCACAAGCCCAAGCACAAACCACUACACGCACAUAGCUACAUAGCAGACGUAUAUAGACAUAGUUCAGCAAACGUCAUUGAACAAAACUCGUAAUUAAAGAUA